This is a messenger RNA of Ochlerotatus camptorhynchus, 1174 nucleotides long. RefSeq names its product phosducin-like protein. Gene Ontology annotation, biological process: regulation of G protein-coupled receptor signaling pathway. NCBI's taxonomy places the organism in Eukaryota, Metazoa, Arthropoda, Insecta, Diptera, Culicidae. The record is from RefSeq and is a predicted model, not a curated record. The transcript has a single exon. The coding region runs from base 213 to 1061 and encodes 282 amino acids.
ACUUCGAUAUUCUCUAGAUUAUGGCGAAUAUGUUAUAUUGGUCUAUCUGAAAAAAGACGCGAGAAUUUAUAGAUUGAUUUUCUGGGUGUUGAUUGGACCUGACAAAGGGUACAACCAACAGGGUAUCGUAAACAGAAUAAAUUACAAUUACUAUUGGAUUGGUUCUUGGUGUAAUUUAAUAAAUUAGUUGUCAUUUAAGCAACGAUAUCAAGAUGGCUACGCUGGAAGACAAAAUUCUAGGCGAAAAACUACAGUAUUAUUAUAGCAGCAGCGAAGGGGAAAGUGACGAUGAACAUCCCGGAUCGAAUAAUAAAGGCAAAUCCGAGUCCUUGAAAAUUAUACCAGAAAACAAAAUCAUGGGACAAUCUCACUGGACUGGAAGUACCACAAAUACUGGUCCAAAAGGAGUAAUCAAAGAUUGGCAACGGUUCAAGCAGCUAGAGACCGAAAAACGAGAGAGUGAAGAACGAGAAAAAAUGGUGCUUAUCAAAAAGCUGAGUAUCUCAGCUCGUUCAACUGCGGAAGAUUCUAAGGCUAAAGAACAGGAACAAUUUGAUGAAGAAUUAGCGGAGUUAAUGAGUGAUGAUUUUCUUCUACAAUACCAAAAGAAGCGUAUGGCAGAGAUGCUUUCUGUGGCUGGAAAGCUGCCAACUUUCGGCACUCUUGUGGACAUUCCAAAUGGGGAUGACUUUCUCCAAUCGGUUGAUGAGGAGCAAAAAACAGUGACAAUUGUUAUUCAUAUCUACGACCGUUAUGAUACAGCAUGUAAAAACAUGAAUAAAGCCCUCAGCGAACUUGCUCCAGAAUACAAGAAUGUUAAAUUUUGUAAAUUUAUAAGCACAGCAGCAGGACUAAGCAUGUUUUUUAAAUCUUACGGAGUUCCUGCGCUGCUGGUGUACAAAGCAGGGCAAAUGAUUGGUAAUUUUGUUAGAGUUACCGAUGAUCUGAGUGAUGAAUUCAGCAGCUCUGAAGUGGAAGGUUUUCUUAUCGAGGCCGGUAUGUUGCCGGAUAAAUCGUGCAUUCCGGCGAUUAUUACUGGAUUACCUAGUAGUUCUAAUUAAUAAACUGACAUGUCAAGAUAAAAAAUCUAACAGCUUCACUAUCAACAGUUUUGUUUUGUUAACGAACUGUAGUUCGUGCUUGGCACCAAUAUCAAACAGUAUGUGUAAUAAUA